CUAGCUACCUGAAAAGUAUGGUAGUUGACAAAGGUUUUGCAGGGAAAUUUCAGUUCGAUAGCUACAGUUCCUCUUGUACUUCAUCAAUAGCAGUCAUUUCAGCCGGUCUGCUCGCAGGUUGCCUGUUUGUUGAGAAUUGUCGCCUCCACUUUCGAAGUGAGUUUCUAACUCUGGCCUUUCGUUCAUCCGUCAUGCUUCCGUCUCCCACUUGAGCUGCUGCAGCAUACUGAGAAAUAAUGUCAUG
Geodia barretti is the source of this 244-nucleotide messenger RNA. The record is from the annotation of a GenBank genome assembly. NCBI's taxonomy places the organism in Eukaryota, Metazoa, Porifera, Demospongiae, Tetractinellida, Geodiidae.